AUGAAUUCAUCGACGGAAUCCAGUUCAUCCGAAGAAGAACAGCGUAGACGCAGCAAGAAGAAGAAGUAUUCGACCACAAAGAAGCUUGUGAAAGAGAUGAAAAAGCUAAAAAAGAAACUUAAAAAAGUUCGACGCCAUUCCCGCAAGAGAACGAGUUCGUCCUCAUCGUCAACCACAGGUAGUGACUACAAUCGAAGCCGCUCGCGAUCCGUAAGCCCCAUAGAGAGCGUAUCCCGAGAGGAACGUCGCAAAGUAGGGGUCCUGGUGGAGAGCGUAUUCUGCGAGAAACGUCCCACGACAAGGAUAGGCGAGGUCGCGACUUUCGUAGUUCAAGUCGCAUGUGCGUCAUAUGGUUCUCGUAGUCGGUCCAGGUCCAGGACUCGUGAUGAACGCCAAAAUGGACCUCCGAAGGACAUAAGGCUCGAAAAUAGUAGAGUCGAUAAAUUAUCGACUAACGGAACCAAUAAAACAGCGACAAAAGAUGCCGAGAAAUUACCGACAAAAAACGAAGAAGAGCUUCUGAAGUUGUUAGGAGAUGGCGCUGCCGAUGAAAUAACAUAUGGCAAGGCUAUUCAUAAUAAUAUAGCUGGAAUGUGGUCAAAAAUCCUGGAAUCAGGUCUCCCGAAGGACGCGAAAACAAAAUUAAUUAAAAAAUUUCAACCGGCGGAAAAUUGCCCCACGAUGGGAGCACCCAAACUAAAUCCCGAAAUUAAAUCGGUUAUGAGCUCUUCGGCAAUUAAAAAAGACCAAUAUCAAGUAGCUGCACAAAUUCAGCUCGGAGCAGCCACUAGUGCUGUCGGUGAAGUCCUCACAACGUUACUUGAAGCCAAGAAAAUAGAUGACAAGGAAAUUUCUAAUGUUUUUGAAAUAAUGUCUGAUGUAGGUAAGAUUUUAACAGACUUGCAGCACACUCUAUCUCUUACUCGUAGGUCAUUCAUCACACCGUCAUUCAGUCUACGACUAAAAACAAUUGCUGAUGAAACUGGUGUGGACACCUGGUUAUUUGGCAACACGCUUGGCGAAAAAUUGAAAUCGGCCAAAGAGUGUGAAAAAACUGGCAAAGACAUCACGAAGCAUCUUCCCGGCAAUUCGAAGGGAGUCUCAACCAAUAAGGAAAAACAUCCUGAGACGUUUUUUACAAAGACUCAUUUAAACUGGAAAGCCCCCGCCAAGAAGAACUCAGCACACUCGAACUCCAAGAGGGGGGGCGUCAACCAUCUCGGUACCAGCGACAACAGCCAUACCAUCGGAAACAUUAGAGGGUAUAAUAUACCGUUCAGCAGUCUGCCCUUUCAAGGAGCAAUUGCAUUUUCACCCUCGCUAUCAGCUGAGAAAGAAAUAAAAACACUGAAAGCAAUUCAAAACCUUAUAAAACUUGCUGCUGUCACUCGAUGUCAACCAUGUGAAGGGCAAUUCUUGUCUUCCUAUUUUUUGAGGCCAAAAUCAAACGGGGACGACCGCUUUAUUCUUAAUCUGAAAAAAUUGAAUGAGUUUAUUUCAACCUCUCAUUUUAAAUUAGAGGAUAUGAAAACAGCUCUUCGACUUUUAAACAGAGAUUACCACAUGGCAGUCAUGGACCUCACUGACGCAUACCUCAUGGUCCCCGUAACUGAGGAACAUCGUAAGUUUCUACGUUUUAUUUUCAGGGGAGAAACGUUUGAGUUCCAGUGCCUUCCGUUUGGUCUCUGUACCGCCCCGUUCGUUUUUACAAAACUACUUAAACCUGUAAUUCAAAAACUUAGAAGCCAGGGCAUCAUAAUGGUCGUGUAUUUAGACGACAUUCUUAUUAUAGCAAGGUCGAAAGACGAAUGUUAUAGACACAUCUCAGUUACACGUCAAUUAUUAGAAUCUUUAGGCUUUAUCAUAAGCGAAAAGAAAAGCCAACUUGAGCCAAGUCAACGAUGUACAUUCUUGGGUUUUAUUCUCGACAGUAGGAAGUUCCGAUUAGAAUUAACGGAAAAUAAACGAAUUUCCAUUUUUCAGCAUGUGUCAAAGUUCCUGAACAAUCCAAAUUGCAAAAUUGAGGAAUUAGCUCAACUCAUCGGUUCGCUGGUAGCAGCUUGUCCUGCAGUCAAGUAUGGAUGGCUGUACACCAAAAGAUUAGAACGAGAGAAAUUUCUAUCUCUCGCAAAAUCGAACAAUAAUUACAGAGCUAACAUUACUCUCUCAAAUAUCGUUAAAUCGGACCUUGAGUGGUGGUUGCGGAAAAGUUCAGAAUCUCACAACCCAAUCAGAGAACUGAGAUUUAAAAGAGAAGUUUUCACGGAUGCUUCUCUGUCAGGCUGGGGAGCUUUCUGCGAAGGAGAAAAAGCUCAUGGCUUGUGGAAUGAUCAGGAACGUAAGCUCCAUAUAAACUCUCUUGAACUUUUAGCUGCCUUCAUGGGCCUGAAAUGUUUUGUCGAAACUGACCGCAGUUGCGAAAUUUUAUUACGGAUGGACAAUAAAACUUCCAUCGCGUAUGUGAAUAAAAUGGGGGGCAUUCAAUACCCAAGACUGACACAGCUUUCUCGACAAAUAUGGACCUGGUGUGAAGAACGAGAUCUUUGGAUCCAUGCCUCGUAUUUACCUUCAAAAGAAAAUAAAGAGGCAGACGAGGGAUCACGACAUCUUCCCAUGGAGACAGAGUGGGAACUGGCCUCAUGGGCAUUCACUAAAAUUAAGAGACAAUUCGGACAGUUUGACAUUGACCUUUUUGCAUCACGGGCAAAUGCAAAAUGUGAAACUUACGUUUCUUGGCAUAGAGAUCCGGACUCUAUCAAAAUAGACGCAUUCACUUUGAAUUGGGAAGGUUACAAAUUUUAUGCCUUUCCUCCGUUCUCCAUCAUUUUACAAGUUUUGCAAAAGAUUCAAGUUGACGGCGCGGAAGGGGUUGUAGUAGUGCCUGAAUGGCCGACACAACCUUGGUAUCCGCUCUUCUUGUCUCUAGCAAUAUCAGAACCUAUUAAAUUUAAACCUAGUGUUAAUCUGUUGUCUUCUCCUCACAGGCGGAUUCAUCCUCUACAUCAAACGCUUUCCUUGACAGCCGCUCGAUUGUCCGGAGUGCUUUUCAAAUGA
Messenger RNA from Leptopilina boulardi, 3054 nucleotides. RefSeq lists its product as uncharacterized. NCBI's taxonomy places the organism in Eukaryota, Metazoa, Arthropoda, Insecta, Hymenoptera, Figitidae. Gene Ontology annotation, molecular function: site-specific DNA-methyltransferase (adenine-specific) activity; DNA binding. The transcript has 3 exons. The record is from RefSeq and is a predicted model, not a curated record. Bases 1 to 3054 code for a protein of 1017 amino acids.